Electrophorus electricus (electric eel) is the source of this 2097-nucleotide messenger RNA. RefSeq lists its product as uncharacterized. Lineage: Eukaryota; Metazoa; Chordata; Actinopteri; Gymnotiformes; Gymnotidae. The record is from RefSeq and is a predicted model, not a curated record.
UUGACGCUUUAGCCAUGACGUCCCCUUGGACUAACGACAGAGAGGAAGAGUUUGUGGCCCUGAUCGAGGGAAAACCAGAAUUAUUUGAUAACACUGAGAUGAACUUCACAAACAAAACAGCAAAGAUGAACGCCUGGCUGGAGUUGGCAGAGCAUUUCCACAUCAGCGAGAAGGAACUGAGGAAGCGGUGGGACUCGCUGCGCACCCAGUACAGCAGGUACACGAAGAUGUACGCUUCUGGAAGCGCGGACGGACGCCUGUGCACCGCCAGACAGCAGUGGAUCCUGCAGCGGCUAAAGUUCCUGGACCCUCACAUCAAGAGAAGGUCCUCCUACUGCACCGACCUGGACUAUGAGGUGAUGGUGGUUGAAAACAGCUGUGAUGAGUUGAGUCCAGCGCAGGUGGAUGUAGAGCUUGAGGCUGAUGGUAUGAGCACCGUCCUCCUUCACCGCCCCGUCUGUUCGGACAGUGAGCAGAGCGCCGACACCACCAGGCUUCAGCUGCCCAGACGCCCCUACCAGGACACAGAGAAGCGCAGCUCAGACUCUCCUCCCUACCAGAGCAGCAAAAGAGCCUGUGAGAGAGACCCACGAGGUCCCGAGAGGCCUGAGCCACAGGGCCUUCUGUCACGAGCCGCUGGCAGGGAGAGUGUGGAGCGUGUGGAAAGGGAGGUGGACUCGGCCAGCCCACAGACACACUCCCGCAGCCCCGUGGCCGAUACGGACGACCGCUGGGACGCCUUCGGCAGGUAUGUGGCGUCCUGCCUCAGGAGCCUGGAGUCAUGCAGCAGUCGGACGCAAGCGCAGGACGAGCUGUGUGCCAUUUUACAGAGACACAUGGAGCGGGCGGGAGAGGGGGAUGCCACGGAGAGGAAGAACAGGAGCGUGAGCGCGUGCACGUCCUGCCGGGCCUCCACGGUGCCACCCCGCACGCACACCCAGCGAGAGCCCAGCGCGCUUGUGUUCCAGGACGACCUGGAGCCGUUCCUCAAGUCCAUGGCUAUCGUUAUCCAGAGGCUCCCCGAGGGCGUCAGGGCGGAAGUGAAGUUCAGGGUCCAUGAGCUGGUGCACAGGGCCCAGAUGAAACACUUGUAUGAACACACAAACACACAGACUGCACCAGCAGCUAACCAGGUGUCCACCUGGGAGAACGGUCUCAACUACAACCUCAUCUGACAUGGUUAGUUAUGGUGACAGCUUUUUGUACACAUUUUUAAAAAAUAAACUAUGUAUAUUUAGUAAAGCACUGUGUGAUGAGCAUGUUAAUGCAUAACAGUUUUCUAUCAGUUCUUAGCAGUUUUCAGCAUCCCGAUAAACUGUAGACAUGAGUUAGAAUAGACUGGUGUGUUUAUUGCUAAAUGUAGUACUACACUGUGGCCAGAAGGGGGAGACCAUACCUCAGGAUAGUCACUUAGUACAUUCUUAGUACACCAUGACGUACACUAACCUUAGCCCAACUCACUCUGCUGCUGUAACAGUUUUUCCUCACUGGCUUAUCAUUGCAUAUGAGCUCUCAAUCAAAUAAAAGCUUUAAAAGAAAUUAAGUUUCUGUAGGUUUUGAAAUGCAAUACUAAAUUGAAAGAUAAAAGACCAGUUUCCCAGACAAUCUCCAAGACUGAACUGCAGUGGCAGUCGUGAAUCUUCUGGGAGUGUCAAUCACAGAGUUACAAAGUCGUGAAUCUUUUGGGAGUGUUGAUCAGAGUCGUGAAUCUUUUGGGAUUGUUGAUCAGAGUCGUGAAGCUUUUGGGAGUGUCGAUCACUGAGUCAUGGGAGUUUUGUUGGGAGUAUUUAUCCCAUAAUCUUGCUCUCCUCCUCUCUACCCUGUUCUCCAAAUACAUAAAGCAGUUCGGUUCCUUUCAGAAUUAGAACCAUGCCAAGCUGAGCUCCUCGUGGUGUUUCAGCACAACCCUCAACUCAGACCGAGUGAGAAGAUUCCUCUCAACAUUGCCUACUUCAUUGUUUUUUAUAUAAAACUUGCAGUUUUGUAUUAGAUACUAACUGUAUUUGGUUGGCUUUGUAUAUGCACUCUGCUCAAUACACUUUAAGCAGUGGUAGCUCAGUGGUUAAGGUACUUGACUUGACUUGUAAUCGGAAGGUU